Messenger RNA from Vicugna pacos (alpaca), 5150 nucleotides. It is a transcript of the gene ATP1A2, whose product is annotated as ATPase Na+/K+ transporting subunit alpha 2. NCBI's taxonomy places the organism in Eukaryota, Metazoa, Chordata, Mammalia, Artiodactyla, Camelidae. Gene Ontology annotation, biological process: intracellular sodium ion homeostasis; sodium ion export across plasma membrane; proton transmembrane transport. Gene Ontology annotation, molecular function: P-type sodium:potassium-exchanging transporter activity; ATP binding; ATP hydrolysis activity. Gene Ontology annotation, cellular component: sodium:potassium-exchanging ATPase complex; cell projection; plasma membrane. The record is from RefSeq and is a predicted model, not a curated record.
CACUGUCUCUGUCUGUCUGCCGGGGUCUAGCUGCCCCAGACUGGUGGUGUGGGCUUGGGAUCCCCCUGGUGACCUCUCCAGUCUAGGUCCCUCAGCCACUCUGCCCCAAGAUGGGCCGUGGGGCCGGCCGUGAAUACUCGCCUGCAGCCACCACAGCAGAAAAUGGGGGAGGCAAGAAGAAACAGAAAGAGAAGGAGCUGGAUGAGCUGAAGAAGGAGGUGGCUAUGGAUGACCACAAGCUGUCCUUGGAUGAGCUGGGCCGCAAGUAUCAAGUGGAUCUGUCCAAGGGCCUCACCAACCAGCGGGCCCAGGACAUUUUGGCGCGGGAUGGGCCCAAUGCCCUCACCCCACCCCCAACAACCCCCGAGUGGGUCAAGUUCUGUCGCCAGCUUUUCGGGGGUUUCUCCAUCCUGCUGUGGAUCGGGGCCAUCCUCUGCUUCCUGGCCUUCGGCAUCCAGGCCGCCAUGGAGGAUGAGCCGUCCAAUGACAAUCUCUAUCUGGGCGUGGUGCUGGCAGCUGUGGUCAUCGUCACUGGCUGCUUCUCCUACUACCAGGAGGCCAAGAGCUCCAAGAUCAUGGAUUCCUUCAAGAACAUGGUGCCUCAGCAAGCCCUCGUGGUGCGGGAGGGAGAGAAGAUGCAGAUCAACGCGGAGGAGGUGGUGGUGGGAGACCUGGUGGAGGUGAAGGGCGGAGACCGUGUGCCGGCCGACCUCCGGAUCAUCUCGUCUCACGGCUGCAAGGUGGAUAACUCAUCCCUCACAGGCGAGUCAGAGCCCCAGACCCGCUCCCCCGAGUUCACCCAUGAGAACCCCCUGGAGACCCGCAAUAUCUGUUUCUUCUCUACCAACUGUGUGGAAGGCACGGCCAGGGGCAUCGUGAUCGCCACGGGUGACCGGACGGUGAUGGGCCGCAUAGCCACUCUGGCCUCGGGCCUGGAGGUUGGGCGGACGCCCAUAGCCAUGGAGAUCGAACACUUCAUCCAGCUGAUCACGGGGGUGGCCGUGUUCCUGGGGGUCUCCUUCUUCGUGCUGUCCCUCAUCCUGGGCUACAGCUGGCUGGAGGCGGUCAUCUUCCUCAUAGGCAUCAUCGUGGCCAAUGUGCCUGAGGGUCUGCUGGCCACGGUCACUGUGUGUCUGACCCUGACAGCCAAGCGCAUGGCUCGAAAGAACUGCCUGGUGAAGAACCUGGAGGCGGUAGAGACGCUGGGCUCCACCUCCACCAUCUGCUCUGACAAGACGGGCACCCUCACUCAGAACCGCAUGACUGUUGCCCACAUGUGGUUUGACAACCAGAUCCACGAGGCUGACACCACCGAAGAUCAGUCUGGGGCCACUUUUGACAAACGAUCCCCCACGUGGACGGCCCUGUCCCGGAUUGCUGGUCUCUGCAACCGUGCUGUCUUCAAGGCCGGGCAGGAGAAUAUCUCUGUGUCUAAGCGGGACACAGCUGGUGAUGCCUCCGAGUCAGCUCUUCUCAAGUGCAUUGAGCUGUCCUGUGGCUCCGUGAGAAAGAUGAGGGAUAGAAACCCCAAGGUGGCUGAGAUCCCUUUCAACUCAACCAACAAGUACCAGCUGUCCAUCCAUGAGCGAGAAGACAAUCCCCAGAGCUACGUGCUGGUGAUGAAGGGGGCCCCCGAGCGCAUCCUGGACCGGUGCUCCUCCAUCUUGGUGCAGGGCAAGGAGAUCCCUCUGGACAAGGAGAUGCAGGAUGCCUUCCAGAAUGCCUACCUGGAGCUGGGAGGACUUGGGGAGCGUGUGCUGGGCUUCUGUCAACUCAAUCUGCCCUCUGGGAAGUUUCCUCGGGGCUUCAAAUUUGACACAGAUGAGCUGAACUUCCCCACGGAGAAGCUCUGCUUCGUGGGGCUCAUGUCCAUGAUUGACCCUCCACGGGCUGCCGUGCCAGACGCUGUGGGCAAGUGCCGGAGCGCAGGCAUUAAGGUGAUCAUGGUGACCGGGGACCACCCUAUCACAGCCAAGGCCAUUGCCAAAGGUGUGGGCAUCAUAUCAGAGGGCAACGAGACAGUGGAGGACAUCGCAGCCCGGCUCAACAUUCCUGUCAGCCAGGUCAACCCCAGAGAAGCCAAGGCAUGCGUGGUGCACGGCUCCGACCUGAAGGACAUGACGUCCGAGCAGCUGGAUGAGAUCCUCAAGAACCACACAGAGAUUGUCUUUGCCCGGACGUCUCCCCAGCAGAAGCUCAUCAUCGUGGAGGGCUGUCAGAGGCAGGGAGCCAUCGUGGCGGUGACGGGUGACGGGGUGAACGACUCCCCUGCGCUGAAGAAGGCGGACAUCGGCAUUGCCAUGGGCAUCGCUGGCUCUGACGUGUCCAAGCAGGCAGCCGACAUGAUCCUACUGGAUGACAACUUUGCCUCCAUCGUCACGGGCGUGGAGGAGGGCCGCCUGAUCUUUGACAACCUGAAGAAAUCCAUCGCCUACACCCUGACCAGCAACAUCCCCGAGAUCACCCCCUUCCUGCUCUUCAUCAUCGCCAACAUCCCUCUGCCUCUGGGCACCGUGACCAUCCUCUGCAUUGACCUGGGCACUGACAUGGUCCCUGCCAUCUCCCUGGCCUACGAGGCAGCUGAGAGCGACAUCAUGAAGCGGCAGCCAAGAAACCCACAGACGGACAAGCUGGUGAACGAGAGGCUUAUCAGCAUGGCCUACGGCCAGAUCGGGAUGAUCCAGGCGCUGGGUGGCUUCUUCACCUACUUCGUGAUCCUGGCAGAGAACGGUUUCCUGCCUUCACGGCUGCUGGGAAUCCGCCUCGACUGGGACGACCGGUCCAUGAACGACCUGGAGGACAGCUACGGACAGGAGUGGACCUAUGAGCAGCGGAAGGUGGUGGAGUUCACGUGCCACACGGCCUUCUUCGCCAGCAUCGUGGUCGUGCAGUGGGCGGACCUCAUCAUCUGCAAGACCCGCCGCAACUCCGUCUUCCAGCAGGGCAUGAAGAACAAGAUUCUGAUUUUUGGGCUCCUGGAGGAGACAGCGCUGGCCGCCUUUCUGUCUUACUGCCCAGGCAUGGGCGUGGCCCUCCGCAUGUACCCGCUCAAGGUCACUUGGUGGUUCUGUGCCUUCCCCUACAGUCUCCUCAUCUUCAUCUACGAUGAGGUCCGCAAGCUGAUCCUGCGGCGAUACCCCGGAGGCUGGGUGGAGAAGGAGACAUACUACUGAACCCACUGGAAGAAGAACCAGGCACGGGGAAGACGGGGCGCCCUGGAGGUGUUGCAGGGAUGGCGCUGGGGAGGGGUGGGAAACACAGGGGUGGUAUCUGGAGGGGAGAUUUAGGGAGACAGAACGAGGCGGCUCAGCAGGCUGAGUUGGGAGGAGAGGGUAACUCAGCCUGGGGUAAUUGCCCCAGAAGCCUGACUAUGAGCCAUCAGCUUAGAUGCUUCAUGUCAGGGUCCCCUCCCCAGCCCCACUCCACUCCAUUCCAUCUAUCUUAUCUGAGGAAUUGAGGGUUACCCCAGCCCUCCCCGGGCCCUGUCCCUUCACCCCCAUUUCCCACUAGAACAGAUCAAAGACAGGAAUCCGUCUAAACCAGGAAGAAGGAGACUGCCUCAGAUUACCGAUGUCCUGUUCCCUCUCCAGCCUCACCCUAUUUCCCCCUUUCACCCCUUGUUUGCUUCCUGCCCAACUCUUCCCUCUGCUUCCCCCUCAGACCUGGAAAUGGUUCCUCCCGGUGAGUGCUGGGGCCUGAGGCCAGAAAGGGAAGCUCACUGGAGAAGCCGGCCUGUCUCCCAAUCAAGGCUGGUUAGGAGCCGCUAGAGGAGAGUGGGGUGGACAGGUGGGAGGGUAGGGUACGGCAGAGGAGGGAGACAGAAAAGGAGAGAGACUGUCAAUGACAGGACAUCUGACAUAGAUGUCUGGACUCGAGCUCUGUGUCCUGCCCUUUUAGAGCACCCUGCCAGCAGACCAAAUUCAAAUGCCAUCAGAGGAGCAGCAGAGGCAGGACCAGGAGGCAACCCAGGGAGCUUCACUGAGAUUCCACAGCCAUGUGCCCACGGCAUCCCCCACUGACCCUUGGUUUGUUGUCUCUUGGUCCCUGAGGCCCAGGUGUCACAGAUGCCCUAGCUCUCUACAUCACACGCUCUUGGUAACACCCCGCCCUUUAGAAUACUGAGUCCUCAAGUUCCAUAUUGUUCCAAGAGGAAGAACUGCCAGCUCACUCCCUGCCCCUCCCCCGGCUUCAUGCCCAUCCGGACGAACCUGCGUCACUCCCAGGCACUGCCAAGCCAGCCCUGGAAAAGGAAGUCCCUGGCCAUCAGCUGGAAUUGGGGUGGAGAUGUUCCCAGAAACUGCCUGUCUUCCAGGGUCAUGCAGAAUCAGCUUAGGUCAUGGACGUGUUUAGAACCUCUAGACAACAAGAGGGAACACGUUAGGAGACCUGCCUUAGACCUGUCAGAUGGCUGGGCUGUUCGUCCCAGGAAAAUGCCUUUCACACUUAUGAUCAUUGUGCCGAUUUUCCCCAAGACAGGGAGUUGACUUCAGGUUCUUCGAAGAAGCUACCUUUCCCUCCGUAGCCCCCUCCCCACCUGCGCUUGGCUCUGUAGGCAGCUCUGUCCAUUCUCUAAGCCUGGCUUAGAAGGCAUUGGGAAUGUCCCGUAGAGAGACACCUGGAUGAACCAAGCAAGUGAAAGAGACACCCAAGGAACAUGGGAGACCUAAGGCAGAAAGGAAGGAAGCAUAAAAGACAAACAUCAGGCCCAUAAACAACUUCCCAAAGGCUGUUACUUCAUUACACUGGAAUUUUACUUUAUCAGAAGUAUCUUGAAAUAAUGAGUCAUUGCCUUGGGCUUGGAAAACUAACUGGGAAACCAUGUUAAUUUGGGCCUGGUUAAUUUGGUAUUCGUUGACCCGGACAAAAGUUUAUCUUUGCACAAUCAAUAAAAAUGGCAUUUGUUUAGUAAAUUAAGAGCAUCAGCAAUAUUGCUAGGGGUGGCAUAUUUAGUCUCCUAAAAUGAUGCUUUUCAGGCACUUCAGGAAUAUCCAUUUAGAAAUAGUGAAUGCAUGGGCUAAUUACCAUCAGUUCUUAUGUAUUUGUUAGAGAAACACCUGCAAGACUUUUACUCAGUGACCUUUUGUAAGACAUUAGUUUGAGGUACUACGUAUGUACUUGAAAAUAAUAAAGUUGCAUUUCUUUAUGAAAGA